Molecule: messenger RNA, 1383 nt
Organism: Aspergillus affinis
Lineage: Eukaryota; Fungi; Ascomycota; Eurotiomycetes; Eurotiales; Aspergillaceae
Exons: 1
Coding region: 1-1383 (460 amino acids)
Biological process (GO): positive regulation of transcription by RNA polymerase II
Cellular component (GO): nucleus
Molecular function (GO): transcription cis-regulatory region binding; DNA-binding transcription factor activity
Source: RefSeq, a predicted model, not a curated record
AUGUCGGUGGAGGAAAUUGACCACCUCCUCAUGGAGAUAGACGCAUUGACAGCAGUGUCCAACCAGUCGUCCAAUAACCACGACGGAUCGUUUUGCGAUCUUCUUGCCUCGGCCUCUUUAGUGCACUCAACUAAUCAUACUGAGCGAUUGUUAGAGAUGGAAGAUGCGAGUGCUUUCCCUGAGUUUGUGGCUUCGAACUUGCAGUUAACUGAGGUCCUUUCUCCGGUACCAUAUCUGUGGCAAGAAUUCUUGGGAUGUGUUAUUCCGGGUAUUACACUCGAUGGUAAGGAUCCGGAUAACCAAGUUGCAAGACAUCUUGCGUCGAAAGCUCCUGGAAUCCCAUCACUCUAUUCGGCUCUGUUAUUCUUAUCGCACUCGGUCCAAUCAAAUUGGGUAGAAAGUUCUCAAGCCCGCAGUGAUUGGAAUGAUGUGGCUGCUACAGCAUAUAUAAUGGAACAAGAAGCCUUCUCGUACGUGAGCAAAGCAAUUCUACGGGCCUCGACCAUUCUUGUCACGCAAAACCAGCAUAUGAUAUUGCUGUCUAUACUGGUCACAUUAUGCUCGGCCUACAUUGCCCGGGACAACAUGGAGGCCCUUACUUUCUGCCUAGAAUCUGCAAUUAAAUUAGUACACACUGGGUUUACACUUGAGAUCUCUACAGACGAGACCUUUCUUUUCCUGGUCCGAUGGAUAGGGUACAUCCAUACUUUAUCCAUGCUGGGAGAGACUCCUUACCAGCUCGCUGCACCGGACUAUUUGACUAUUGCUAAAAGUGAUGAAGAUUAUAUGACCAACAACCCCAGCACGUUCUUCCGUGACGUGGAUUCAUUUCUUGGGGCCUCCCAGGCCGUGGCGGAUAUACUAUACCGUGUUGGCAUAUCCUUGCGCUCCGUUGACUCUAACGAGAGCUGUUCCCAGGAUUCGCUAGGCUGCCAUUUAGUAGAUGCUGAGCUCCGAAUCGAGCUGCUCGCCCGGAAACUGGCUCAAUUUAAGCAGGAACACGGGGCCCUCGAGUCCUCGAUUGACCUCUACAACGAAGCCCUUGUCCACACAGCCUGGCUGGUCAUUUUGAUGGGCCCGAGACAGGUAUCUUGUCACUCAACCUUGGCCCUGUCGACUAUAGGCAAAAUACUGGACUCGUGUGCAGCAGUCUCGGUCUCCGCACCCGUUGCUAAGCUCAUGCUGUUGCCCAUGUUCGUGGCCGGGUCUUGGACGCAACGGCCUGUAUAUCAGAGCUUUAUUCGUCAGCGAUUUGAAGCCCUGAGUAGUGGGCAUUGCAUUGUGAAUGUGCAUCGCACUCUAGAGGUACUCGAGGAACGUUGGGCUGCUCGACGGAGAGGAGAGUCUUCUGAAGGUGAGUUUCGCGCAGUUAUAAUUCGUUGA